AUGUCCAAAUCGAGUGCAGGGCCUCCCAUCAGACCUCUCCCGGACCAUCUAUCGGAAUUUGUGGAAGAUUUGCGGGUAAAGUAUGGCGUAUCGAGUAUAGGCGUAGCUACUGUUCGCAAGAUCUCCGAGGGUGCGAGCGGAGAGCAAUGGGAACAUGCAGUCGGAGGGUUCGGUACCGCCAACGCUCAACGAGAUCCAGUCACUCCCGAUUCACUCUUCUCUAUCGCUUCCAAUAGCAAAUUGAUUACUGUGAUUGCUCUGGGACUGCUGAUCGAGAGCGAGGCAAAAUUACCCGAUGGUUCGAUUCUGAGAUGGGACAGCAAGGUGUCUCGCAUCUUCCCGGACCUGAAGCUACAGGAUGAGCGGGUCAUGCAUAUGCUGGAUCUGACUGAUCUCCUCGGGAUGCGCUCUGGCUUACCUGGACAUGACACUGCCAUAGGCUUGGUCUCGCCGUCAGAGCUCAUUCGCAUAAUGAGUCAUCUUAAACUCUCAGCGGAGAUCCGACAGACAUGGCAGUAUUCCAACAUGCACUACAUUCUCGCAGCAGCCAUCAUUCCUAUAUUGACAGGCAUGCCAUUCCACGACUAUGUCCAGCAAAAGAUCUUCAAUCCUCUGAAGAAGACGGAACGAUGGACACAUGGAUCUAUGCGGCUCGGUAUUGAUAUUGAAGAAUGUCGGCGACGAUUGGACAAUGGUCAGAACCUGGAUCAGAGCGUCCUGGGUGAAGUCAAGAGAUUUGGUAGAUGGACAGAGGAGAAUACUUUACAUCGAGCUGGUCCCGGCGGAGCAAUCAUGAGUUUGAGAGAUAUGACCAUUUGGAUGAGAGAGCUCCAAGAUCCAAAAAUCAUCCCUGCCUCCCUGUUGAAGAAAGCGGAGCAUCCACUCUCAAUAGUGACGGCUGAACCUAGUGAUCCAGAGCUCGGAGUCUCAACUUAUGGACUAGGUCAAAUGGUCUACACGUAUCGGGGCUAUCGGAUCACGGGUCAUUCUGGCGGACUACCUGGUCAGAAUACCCUCAUGCUACGCUUGGAUGACGGUUACGCCAUCAUGGUCGCUACGAACGAGGUAUGGGCGCGAUUGCCAAUAUUGAACGAUGUAAUAUAUCGAUACAUAGAUGAUCAUCUUGGACUGAAACCGCUGGAUUGGACAAAGCGGGCUUUCGAAAGACUUGUCAGAAAUACUCGGAGAGAUCUGGUGGUACCGAAAGACCCGGUCCCACCGCUGAGCUCGGAAAGGAUCAAGGGCCGAUACACGAAUCUUGCGUAUGCCGACCUAGUCCUAAGUGUACUACCCCUCGACACCGCAGAGGACACACCAUUCCACGUCGACUCGAAGCUCUUUCUGAACCUCUUCCCCCAUAUCAAAGGCACAAGAUACGGCUCACCGAUGUCCAAAGUGUUUGUCGACUUUAUAGGCUUCAUUCCUAUAUCUGAUAAUGUCUAUCAUUGGGUCUGUCUGACGACUAGACCGAUAUUAGACGCAAACGGUGAAGAAUCUGUACAGCGGGGAGUGGUAGACUACGAAGUGGGGACAGCUAUAUUCACUGAGGAUGGUCUGGGGAUGUUCGGCAAUUUUUGGGGCGCUGGACCGGACGUUCCAGUCACGCAGGCUGACGUGGGCAUGGAAGAGGUGAAGCGGAGCGCGGAAGUGUUCUUUGAACGGUCGAGAUGA
Molecule: messenger RNA, 1671 nt
Organism: Kockovaella imperatae
Lineage: Eukaryota; Fungi; Basidiomycota; Tremellomycetes; Tremellales; Cuniculitremaceae
Product: beta-lactamase/transpeptidase-like protein
Exons: 6
Coding region: 1-1671 (556 amino acids)
Source: RefSeq, a predicted model, not a curated record